Messenger RNA from Phalaenopsis equestris, 1007 nucleotides. Its product is annotated as MADS-box transcription factor 16-like. NCBI's taxonomy places the organism in Eukaryota, Viridiplantae, Streptophyta, Magnoliopsida, Asparagales, Orchidaceae. Gene Ontology annotation, cellular component: nucleus. The record is from RefSeq and is a predicted model, not a curated record. The transcript has 8 exons. Gene Ontology annotation, molecular function: RNA polymerase II cis-regulatory region sequence-specific DNA binding; protein dimerization activity; DNA-binding transcription factor activity, RNA polymerase II-specific. The coding region runs from base 60 to 788 and encodes 242 amino acids. Gene Ontology annotation, biological process: positive regulation of transcription by RNA polymerase II.
UUAAAUGGGCAACACACGGCGCGCGGGACCGCACUGGCUUCACUUUCCUCCCUGCGGCAAUGGCCAACUAUUUCCGACUGGGAGAGCUAGGAGUGGAGAAAAGAGAUUUGAAGAUGGGGAGGGGGAAGAUAGAGAUUAAGAAGAUAGAGAAUCCGACUAAUCGGCAGGUGACCUACUCGAAGAGGAGAGCUGGGAUUAUGAAGAAGGCGAGGGAGAUCACUGUUCUCUGCGAUGCUGAGGUUUCGCUUAUCAUGUUCUCGAGUACUGGGAAGUUUUCUGAGUACUGUAGCCCUUCGACGGAAACGAAGAAGGUUUUUGAACGCUACCAGCAGGUAUCUGGCAUUAACUUGUGGAGCUCGCAGUACGAGAAGAUGCUGAAUACGCUUAACCAUUCGAAGGAGAUCAAUCGCAAUCUGAGGAGGGAAGUAAGGCAGAGGAUGGGGGAAGAUCUUGAGGGACUGGAUAUCAAGGAACUGCGCGGUCUUGAGCAAAACAUUGAUGAGGCAUUGAAGCUAGUACGAAAUAGAAAAUAUCAUGUAAUCAGUACUCAAACGGACACCUACAAGAAGAAGUUGAAGAACUCCCAAGAAACACACCGGAACUUAAUGCACGAAUUGGAAAUCGUUGAGGACCACCCAGUGUAUGGGUUCCACGAGGAUUCAAGCAAUUAUGAGGGUGUUCUUGCUCUUGCAAAUGACGGGUCUCACAUGUAUGCCUUCCGGGUGCAACCCAACCAACAAAAUCUUCAAGGAACGGGAUAUAGCUCUCACGAUCUUCGCCUCGCUUGAUAUAAUCGUGUAAGUAGUACAAUCACAUAUGCAGUCUUCAUUUUAUUGUUCGCAAAUUAUGCUCUCAGUAGCUGGUAUCUAAUGUAGAACUAACUACUGCAACUUGCUCUUAUCUUGCUAUGUGUGAUUCUGUGGUAAUGUGGACUAAAAGUAUUUGUUGCACUUUGGUAGUUUUACUGUGUUUUUUGCAUAAUAAUAACACAUCACCCAUAUGUCAAA